GUGCUGCGGCGCCUGGAUCGUGGUCCAUACACGUGUAGAGUCAGUUAGAGGAUAGAUGAGACUGUAGGGGAGCACAACAACAAGCGGUGCUAUUUGGAUCGACAUUUUGUUCCUGGCAAAAGGUCUUGCGAGCUGUUUCAAAGUCCACCAUUUGUUUUCUAGAGCUGCUCUGGCUGAAGAAUAUCUUGAUACAUGAGCAGAAUGAUGAAAUACAUCUUGGUUACUGGAGGAGUCAUAUCGGGCAUCGGCAAAGGCAUCAUUGCCAGCAGUGUGGGCACCAUCCUGAAGUCAUGCGGUCUGCACGUAACAGCCAUCAAAAUCGACCCUUACAUCAACAUAGAUGCAGGAACAUUUUCACCCUAUGAGCAUGGGGAAGUAUUCGUGCUGGAUGAUGGAGGUGAGGUGGACUUGGAUCUAGGUAACUACGAACGUUUCCUGGAUAUCCGGCUCACCAGAGACAACAACCUGACCACUGGCAAGAUCUACCAGUCAGUCAUCAAUAAAGAGAGGAGGGGAGACUACCUGGGCAAGACUGUGCAGGUGGUUCCACACAUCACAGAUGCCAUUCAGGAAUGGGUCGUAAAACAGGCCAAAGUACCAGUUGAUGACGAUGAUGUAGAACCUCAAGUCUGUGUAAUAGAGUUAGGAGGCACCGUGGGAGACAUCGAGAGCAUGCCUUUCAUUGAGGCCUUCAGGCAGUUCCAGUUUAAAGUGAAGAGAGAGAACUUCUGCAACAUUCACGUCAGUCUGAUACCACAGCCCAGUGCAACAGGAGAGCAAAAGACCAAACCAACACAGAACAGCGUCAGAGAGCUGAGAGGACUGGGUUUGUCCCCUGAUCUGAUCAUGUGUCGCUGUUCCACCGCUCUGGAGAACUCCGUCAAAGAAAAAAUCUCAAUGUUCUGCCAUGUAGAACCCGAACAGGUCAUCUGUGUGCACGACGUGUCGUCCAUCUACAGAGUCCCGUUACUGCUGGAGCAGCAGGGCGUGGUGGGCUACCUGAGCAGGAGGCUGAAUAUGCCCAUCGAGACCCGACCCAGAAAAAUGCUGACCAAAUGGAAGGAGAUGUCUGACAGGUCAGACAGACUGCUGGAGCACUGCUCUAUAGCUCUGGUUGGGAAGUACACCAAAUUUUCCGACUCAUACGCUUCUGUUAUCAAGGCCCUGGAGCACUCGGCCCUGGCCAUCAGCCAUAAACUGGAGGUUAAGUAUAUCGACUCAGCCAAUCUGGAGCUGAGCACUCUGCAGGAGGAACCAGUGAAAUACCACGAGGCCUGGCAGAAACUCUGCAGUGCUGAUGGCAUCCUGGUUCCAGGAGGGUUUGGUGUCAGGGGAACCGAGGGGAAGAUUCAGGCCAUCAACUGGGCCAGGAAACAGAAAAAACCCUUUCUAGGUGUGUGUCUGGGGAUGCAGCUGGCUGUAUGUGAAUUUGCCAGGAACACACUCGGCUGGGCAGAUGCCAACUCCACUGAAUUUGACCCAGAAUCAAAGCAUCCUGUGGUGAUCGACAUGCCAGAACACAACCCGGGUCAGAUGGGUGGAACCAUGAGGCUCGGGAAGAGACGGACCAUUUUCAAGUCUAGCAGCAGUGUAUUACGCAAACUAUACGGAGACGCAGAAUAUGUGGAUGAGCGGCACAGGCAUCGCUUUGAAGUCAAUCCUGAGCUCAAGAGUCACUUUGAAGAGAAAGGAUUCCGCUUCGUGGGUCAAGACGUCGAAGGAGAAAGAAUGGAGGUCAUAGAGCUGGAUGAUCAUCCAUAUUUCGUGGGAGUGCAGUAUCACCCCGAGUUCACCUCUCGCCCCAUCAAACCAUCACCCCCAUAUCUGGGCCUGCUGCUGGCUGCAGCCGGGAAGCUGCAGAGCUACUUACAGAAGGGCUGCCGUCUGUCUCCAAGGGAUACGUACAGCGACCGAAGCGGCAGCAGCACCCCAGACUCUGAGAUAUCAGAGUUAAAAUUGCCUUCCAACACAAAUGAAUGACUUAGAGUGAAGGUUCUGGACUGGUUGACUCCCUAGAGGAGUGACCAAGGCUGAUUCUUCAGUGCAGAAGACUACAGGCUGAAGUCAGUUUCAGUCUGAAUGAACUGUGAUGCUAACGAAGAACUGCCUCCUAUAAUCAGCAGCAUCUAUUCACCCUCACAUUGUCCACUCUACACUAUUGUGGCCUUAUUGUAAAUAUGUCCUGCUACAUGGAACUACAUCUUAUUCAAAAGUCGUCUUCAAGAAUGUGAAUGCAAGAUUGAAUAUAAAUAAAGGGAUUCUCAAAA
Centropristis striata (black sea bass) is the source of this 2267-nucleotide messenger RNA. It is a transcript of the gene ctps1a, whose product is annotated as CTP synthase 1a. Gene Ontology annotation, biological process: pyrimidine nucleobase biosynthetic process; CTP biosynthetic process. Gene Ontology annotation, molecular function: CTP synthase activity; identical protein binding. Gene Ontology annotation, cellular component: cytoophidium; cytoplasm. The coding region runs from base 193 to 1980 and encodes 595 amino acids. The record is from RefSeq and is a predicted model, not a curated record. NCBI's taxonomy places the organism in Eukaryota, Metazoa, Chordata, Actinopteri, Perciformes, Serranidae. The transcript has 19 exons.